AUGGCUCUAUAUUAUACUUUGUCCAAUACAUUAGUGAAUUUCUGGCAGAUGUUAUCAAAUCUCUAUCUAAUCUAUCCUGUACUUAUGAGGGUGGCUUUGUUUACACCCAAGGUAGUAAAGCCACCUCUGUUUGUAGAUGUAGAUGUGAGUGAGGAAAACUUGUGUGAGUGUGCACCCCUUGAUGGUCUGUGCCUGGCCAUACAUAGCUAUGUACACAAUUAUGAUACCUUUUCUGCUGAAAGAACAACCGGUAAUUGCCUUUUUGAUCAAGGAGUAAGGCUGAGAGAGCCUCUUUGCCAUUGUCAGAGUAAUACUCUGGCUUCUGCGAUAUUUUUGGGUGUGUACGAGCCAGUAAAGCAGAAAUUGUUAAAGGCUAUUCCUGAGAACUUCAGUUCUCUGGCUCAUCUUUCUGCAGGUGCAAUUGCAGGAGCUGCCUCUUCUAUUGUCAGAGUCCCAACGGAGGUUGUGAAACAAAGGAUGCAGAUGGGCCAAUUUGCAACAGCCCCUAAUGCAGUGCGUAUGAUUGUUUCUAAAGAGGGCUUCAGAGGACUUUAUGCGGGUUAUGGAUCUUUUCUACUGCGCGAUUUGCCUUUCGAUGCCAUCCAAUUUUGUAUCUAUGAGCAAAUAAGGAUUGGUUAUAAACUAGCAGCUAAGAGGGAACUAAAUGACCCUGAAAAUGCUUUGAUUGGUGCUUUUGCAGGAGCUAUAACAGGAGCUAUAACAACACCUCUUGAUGUGAUCAAGACACGACUGAUGAUUCAGGGGUCGUCAAAGCAGUACAAGGGCGUAUAUGACUGCGUGAGGACCAUACCAAGAGAAGAAGGAGGCCAUGUCUUUAUGAAGGGCAUUGGACCAAGAGUUUUAUGGAUUGGAAUUGGAGGCUCGAUAUUUUUUGGUGUCUUGGAGAAGACAAAACAAGUGUUAUCCCAAGGCCAACCCAACAAUUGAUCAGCUUAAACUGCAAAUGAGCAUCUCUACUUUCUCUGCUUUGUUUUUCUUUUAUUUUAUGGAAUUUUGGAAAUUUUGUUUCUAUUUGUGAACAUCACAUUGGCAAUUUACAAUUUCUUAUGGUCUAGUGAAUUUCAU
This is a messenger RNA of Chenopodium quinoa (quinoa), 1086 nucleotides long. Its product is annotated as probable S-adenosylmethionine carrier 2, chloroplastic. Gene Ontology annotation, cellular component: mitochondrial inner membrane. The transcript has 12 exons. Bases 1 to 948 code for a protein of 315 amino acids. The record is from RefSeq and is a predicted model, not a curated record. Gene Ontology annotation, molecular function: S-adenosyl-L-methionine transmembrane transporter activity. Lineage: Eukaryota; Viridiplantae; Streptophyta; Magnoliopsida; Caryophyllales; Amaranthaceae.